AUGGCACCAUGGGAGGAUUAUCUAAAUUCGAUAUACUUUGAUCCUAGAUAUCCGGGUAGUUUUGCGGGACCACAGAAACUAUAUAAAGUGAUCAAGAAGGAGGGAAAAUAUGACAUUGGAAUGCACAGAAUACGGAAAUUCUUACAUAACAAGGAAGCGUACAGUCUUCAUAAACCAGUGAGAAGACGGUUUAAAAGAAACCAUGUCAUUAGCUCAGGGAAAGACGACUUAUGGAUGGCGGACUUGAUCGAUAUGGUGAAGUUUGCCAAGUUAAACGAUGGCUACAAGUAUAUCCUGCUGGUCAUUGACACGUUUUCCAAGUACGUGUGGUUACGGCCGUUAAAAUCGAAAACGGGUGACGAGGUGGCCAAGGCGUUUAAAGAUAUCUUCACAACAAUAUCUCCAGCAAAGCUCAUCACAGACAAAGGCAGAUAUAGCAAACAGUUACGAUCAUACGUAUCACAGAACGAUAGGAAUGUCACCAUCAGAGGUAACAGACACAAACCAGGAGGAAGUGCGACUGGCCACCUACUUCGCCAGAAUGGAUCACGUCCAAAACAAGACACAAAACUCAAACCAUUCAAAUUCAAAGUCGGGAAUUAUGUGAGAAUCAGUCAUCUGCGAAAUGCUUUUACGCGCGCUUAUGACGAAACUUACACGGGCGAGAUCUACAUAAUUCACAAGAGAUAUCAUCGAGGAACUUUACCGAUCUACAGACUCCGUGAUUUACAAGACGAGGAAAUUAAAGGAACAUUUUAUGAAUCUGAACUGCAAAAAAUGAACUAUGACCCCGAACAGACUUUUAAAAUUGAUAAAAUCAUUAAAACGAAAGGCAAAGGACAUAAUAAACAGUAUUUUGUGAAAUGGAAAUAUUAUCCCAAAAAGUUUAAUAGCUGGGCGAAAGCCAGUGACAUAGAAUAG
Molecule: messenger RNA, 921 nt
Organism: Mercenaria mercenaria
Lineage: Eukaryota; Metazoa; Mollusca; Bivalvia; Venerida; Veneridae
Exons: 2
Coding region: 1-921 (306 amino acids)
Biological process (GO): DNA integration
Molecular function (GO): nucleic acid binding
Source: RefSeq, a predicted model, not a curated record